CGCCAUGAGCGUGCCGGAGGUGGAGGCGAUCGUCUCCCAGAAGUACGAGAUCAAGAGGCGCCUGGGCAAGGGGGCUUAUGGCAUUGUAUGGAAAGCAAUCGAUCGCAGGACAGGAGAAAUAGUUGCUGUUAAAAAGAUUUUUGAUGCUUUCAGGAACAGAACAGAUGCUCAGAGAACAUUUCGAGAGAUUAUGUUCCUGCAGGAAUUUGGAGAACAUCCAAAUAUCAUCAAGCUGCUUGAUGUUAUCCGAGCUCAGAACGACAAGGACAUCUACCUCAUCUUUGAGUCCAUGGAGACAGAUUUACAUGCUGUGAUUAAGAAGGGGAAUUUGCUGAAAGAUAUCCACAAGUGUUACAUUCUCUACCAACUCCUGAAGGCAACUAAGUUCAUCCACUCAGGAAAUGUUAUUCACAGAGAUCAGAAGCCUUCAAAUAUCUUGCUGGAUGCAGACUGCUUUGUUAAACUUUGUGAUUUUGGGCUGGCCCGUUCUUUAUGUCAGAUGACUGAGGACCAAGGGAACCCUGCUCUAACGGAAUACGUGGCAACACGCUGGUACCGAGCCCCUGAGAUCUUACUUUCCUCUCGGAGUUACACUAAAGGUGUAGACAUGUGGAGCAUUGGCUGUAUUCUGGGAGAGCUGCUACUUGGGAAACCUCUUUUUCCUGGAACAUCAACAGUGAAUCAAAUAGAGCAGAUCUUGAGGGUCAUUCCUGCCCCAUCCCCAGAAGAUAUUUUGGCUAUGCAAUCAGAUUACAGGUCCUCAGUUAUUAACCGCAUGAGUUCCCGGCAACGAGUAACAUUUGAGGAGAUUUUACCAUCCUCUACUCCAUUGCCUGCAUUGGAUCUUCUGAAGAAACUUUUAGUAUUUAACCCUGAUAAACGACUCACAGCAGAGGAGGCUCUGCAGCAUCCUUAUGUGAAAAGGUUUCACUGUCCUGCCAGGGAGCCCUCUCUGGAUUAUGAUGUGAUUCUUCCUUUAGGUGAUGAUAUCCAGCUGUCUGUGGCAGAAUAUCGAAAUAAAUUAUAUGAGAUGAUCCUUGAAAAGAAAUUAAAUAGCCAUCCAAAGGAGCAAGUGUGGAGAGAAAACAUUCCGCUAAGUCAGUCUGAAUCCAGGCCACUUCUUCCAAAUUCCAGUUCUGUUACUUUACCUACCAGGAAAGGCCAGAGGGAACGAACACCGCCUCUUCUGAAAACUUCGCAUGUGCAUGCUGGAAUUACAACUAGCGUUCAGCCAGAAGUAUCCAGCUGGAGUGAAGAUUUAGCAAGAACUUUAUGUCAGAGAUCAAAGAUCAAUGUGAUAUACAAUCCCAUAACACACACUGCUGUUCAAAGUAAUGCAAAUUCUGGUGCUGUGAUCAGGAAUUGUUCUGCAUCACCUUCUCAACAGGCCAGAAUCUCCAACAAUAGGAAACUGAGGAGACAAACCACAUGGGCAAAUGCAAAUGCUCAGCUACCUCCUACAAGUGUACAGAACCUUUAUAAUAAUCCAAGAAAUACUCAAUUGCACAGCAAAGAUGUUCAUCCCCUUCUGAAGUCCAGUAAAAAGAUGUUCCAGAUUACUGCAAAUAUGGGAGCUGCUGGUGAUCCGAAAGCAUCAAUGGGUAGUUACUCCCAGGCCUAUGGAACCAUAUGUAAAUCCGCACUGCAGAGUCUUCCAAUAUCAAAUUCUUCCCAACAGCAUGAGCAGUGAAUAUGGAAGUGUUCUAACCAGAAAUGAAGUUCAGGAAGAACCCGAAGAUCUCAUACUUUUGUCUGGAUUGUGUGACAACUUGUUUGCAGCAGCAGUUGUAAUUCUGAG
Molecule: messenger RNA, 1798 nt
Organism: Pygoscelis adeliae (Adelie penguin)
Lineage: Eukaryota; Metazoa; Chordata; Aves; Sphenisciformes; Spheniscidae
Gene: MAPK15
Product: mitogen-activated protein kinase 15
Exons: 14
Coding region: 5-1690 (561 amino acids)
Biological process (GO): intracellular signal transduction; protein phosphorylation
Cellular component (GO): nucleus; cytoplasm
Molecular function (GO): ATP binding; MAP kinase activity
Source: RefSeq, a predicted model, not a curated record